Fraxinus pennsylvanica is the source of this 756-nucleotide messenger RNA. The record is from the annotation of a GenBank genome assembly. Lineage: Eukaryota; Viridiplantae; Streptophyta; Magnoliopsida; Lamiales; Oleaceae.
AUGGGAAGAAAAUGUUCUUGCUGUGGGAAGAUAGGUCACAAUUCAAGGACAUGCUAUAGUAGAUGUAUAAGCAAAGAUAGCAGUAGAAUUGUAAAGCUAUUUGGGGUGCAACUUGAUGUGUCAUCUUCAGAUAUAAGGUUUAGGAAGAGCUUUAGCUUGGACUGCCUCUCGGCUGCUCCGGUGUCUUCGACUCUAUUUUCAUCAUCCAUUUUUGCAGAUGAGAUUUCUGAUAGAAUCUCCAAGGGUUAUCUCUCUGAUGGACUCAUGGGAAGAAAUCGAGGCAAGAAAGGUGUGUCCUGGACGGAAGAGGAGCACCUGAAAUUUCUUCUCGGGUUGCAGAAGCUCGGCAAAGGCAACUGGAGAGGAAUCUCUAGGGAUUUUGUAACCACAAGGACUCCAAUACAAGUAAGGAGAAAUGGAUCAGCUAUCCGCAACGAAUCAUCAUAUGACUGCUUUUCCACAAAGAAAAAAUCAAAAUCCUCUCAUUUUACAGGACCAGAAAAGACUUACAGAAUGCUUACAAACUCUGGUUCGUACAAUUUUCCGAUACCUCUCAAUGAAAAUGGCGAAUUGGAUCCGAGCUUGGAGCUUACGCUUGCUGUGCGCCCGCAGCGACCAGAAAAGACUUACAGAAUGCUUACAAACUCUGGUUCGUACAAUUUUCCGAUACCUCUCAAUGAAAAUGGCGAAUUGGAUCCGAGCUUGGAGCUUACGCUUGCUGUGCGCCCGCAGCGUCAGCUGGUUCAGAUUAAUUAA